CUUCAGUAGCGAGAGGGGCUGAGAAAGUGGUGGCACCGCCGGGGUGCGGAGGGAGUCCGUGAAACUUCUCCCAACAGCCCCAGGGCCAAUCUCCCCUCAGCCCACUCCCCUCUUCGCCAGCUCUCUGGUCCCCACUCCCUGCACCGGGGGUGGGGUGGGGAGUCAGGCCCGGUUCCCGCGGGGACACACACGGGGGCCGGGAGCGGGGACGGGACCCCCAGGCGGGGGGGACGGACCGACCGACAGACAGACGGCCGGGCGCCCGCCCCAGCGGGCAGGCAGGCAGGAGGAGGCGGAGGCGGGGGUACGGCGGGGGAGGACCGGGUCUGGGGAGUUUCCUCUCAACUAUCGGGGGAGAAACUCCCCGCAGCCGGAGGAAAGACCCAGGCGGUGUUUUCCUCCCGGGGGCCGCGUUCCUCAGCCCCGCGUAGCGGCGGUGGCCGCCGCCGGUACCUCCACCUCUACCACCAUCUCUUUCUCCACCACCUCGGGCCCCGGUGUCCCCGGCCAGCACUAUGCCCAUCUUACUGUUCCUGAUAGACACGUCUGCCUCUAUGAACCAGCGCAGCCAUCUGGGCACCACCUACCUGGACACGGCCAAAGGCGCGGUAGAGACCUUCAUGAAGCUCCGUGCCCGGGACCCCGCCAGCCGAGGAGACAGGUAUAUGCUGGUCACUUUCGAAGAGCCGCCCUAUGCUAUCAAGGCCGGAUGGAAAGAAAACCAUGCAACCUUUAUGAAUGAACUGAAAAACCUUCAGGCUGAAGGACUUACGACUCUUGGCCAAUCCCUAAGGACAGCUUUUGAUUUAUUAAAUUUAAAUAGAUUAGUAACUGGCAUAGACAACUAUGGGCAGGGAAGAAACCCUUUUUUCCUGGAGCCAGCAAUAAUUAUUACAAUUACUGAUGGGAGCAAGUUGACUACUACCAGUGGAGUCCAGGAUGAGCUCCAUUUACCUCUUAAUUCACCUUUGCCUGGAAGUGAAUUGACUAAAGAACCUUUUCGUUGGGAUCAGAGACUCUUUGCAUUAGUGUUGCGGUUGCCUGGCACCAUGUCAGUAGAAUCAGAACAGUUGACAGGUGUUCCUUUAGAUGACUCUGCCAUCACACCGAUGUGUGAAGUGACAGGCGGCCGUUCAUACUCUGUAUGUUCUCCAAGAAUGCUUAAUCAGUGUCUGGAGUCCUUGGUGCAGAAAGUACAAAGUGGGGUGGUAAUAAACUUUGAAAAAGCAGGACCAGAUCCUUCCCCUGUAGAAGAUGGGCAACCAGAUAUAUCAAGGCCUUUUGGGUCUCAGCCUUGGCAUAGCUGUCACAAACUCAUAUAUGUCAGACCAAAUCCUAAAACAGGGGUUCCUAUAGGCCAUUGGCCUGUUCCAGAAUCUUUUUGGCCAGAUCAGAAUUCUCCAACACUACCACCUCGUACAUCUCAUCCUGUAGUGAAGUUUUCCUGUACAGACUGUGAACCUAUGGUUAUUGACAAACUGCCUUUUGAUAAAUAUGAGUUGGAACCUUCACCACUUACUCAGUUUAUCUUAGAAAGGAAGUCUCCUCAAACAUGUUGGCAGGUAUAUGUAAGCAAUAGUGCUAAAUAUAGUGAACUUGGUUAUCCUUUUGGUUACUUGAAAGCCAGUACAGCACUGAACUGUGUCAACUUAUUUGUGAUGCCUUACAAUUAUCCAGUCCUCCUUCCCCUCUUAGAUGACUUGUUUAAAGUGCAUAAAGCAAAACCAACAUUGAAAUGGAGACAGUCGUUUGAAAGUUAUUUGAAGACCAUGCCUCCUUACUAUCUCGGGCCCUUGAAGAAAGCUGUUAGAAUGAUGGGUGCUCCUAACUUAAUAGCAGACAGUAUGGAGUAUGGUCUCAGUUACAGUGUCAUUUCAUACCUCAAAAAAUUGAGUCAGCAGGCCAAAAUAGAAUCUGAUCGCGUCAUUGGAUCUGUAGGCAAAAAGGUAGUACAGGAAACUGGAAUUAAAGUGCGAAGCCGAUCACAUGGUUUAUCAAUGGCAUAUAGGAAAGAUUUUCAACAACUGCUUCAGGGAAUUUCAGAUGAUAUCCCUCACAGAUUGCUAGAUCUUAAUAUGAAGGAAUACACUGGGUUCCAGGUUGCUCUACUAAAUAAGGAUUUGAAGCCUCAAACAUUUAGAAAUGCUUAUGACAUACCAAGGCGAAAUCUUCUGGAUCACUUAACAAGAAUGAGAUCUAAUCUUUUGAAGAGUACCCGCAAAUUUCUUAAAGGACAGGAUGAAGAUCAAGUACACAGUGUUCCUAUAGCACAAAUGGGGAAUUACCAGGAAUACCUCAAGCAAGUACCUUCUCCACUAAGAGAACUUGAUCCUGAUCAGCCUCGAAGGUUGCAUACAUUUGGCAACCCUUUUAAGCUGGAUAAAAAGGGUAUGAUGAUAGAUGAAGCAGAUGAGUUUGUGGCUGGACCCCAAAAUAAACAUAAGCGACCUGGAGAACCAAAUAUGCAAGGGAUCCCUAAAAGACGUCGCUGUAUGUCUCCACUACUAAGAGGCAGACAGCAGAACCCUGUGGUGAACAAUCACAUUGGAGGAAAAGGACCACCCACACCGAUGACUCAAGCACAGCCAGAUCUUAUUAAACCACUUCCUCUUCAUAAAGAAACCACUAAUGAUUCAACAAUAGACGAUGUGGUUGAAAAUCAUGUUGUAGACCAGCUUUCUUCAGACAUUAUACCAAAUGCUAUGGAUACUGAAUUUUCACCAUCUUCUCCAGCCAGUCUACUGGAACGACCAACCAAUCAUACAGAAGCACUUGGUCAUGACCAUUUAGGAACUAAUGACCUCACUGUUGGUGGAUUUUUAGAAAAUCAUGAGGAGCAAAGAAAUAAAGAACAAUGUGCUGAAGAGAAUAUACCAGCAUCUUCACUCAACAAAGGGAAAAAAUUGAUGCAUUGCAGGAGCCAUGAAGAAGUCAAUACUGAACUGAAAGCACAAAUAAUGAAAGAGAUCCGAAAGCCAGGAAGAAAAUAUGAAAGAAUCUUCACUUUACUGAAGCAUGUACAAGGCAGUUUACAAACAAGACUCAUAUUUUUACAAAAUGUUAUUAAAGAAGCAUCAAGGUUCAAAAAACGAAUGCUAAUAGAACAACUGGAGAACUUCUUGGAUGAAAUUCAUCGAAGAGCCAAUCAGAUCAACCAUAUUAAUAGCAAUUAAAAGAAGAUAGAAUGUGGCCACUUAUUUUACUAUCCUCUCCAAAUACAAAGUAAAUACAAGACUAUUGUGACCUUGCAAUUCAUUUUUUGACAUGCAUUGUUGGCUAUUUGAAAUACUAAAACAAGUUGACAGAUCCUUUUUCCAUCAUUUUACAGUGACCUUUUAUUCAUUUUGGUUUAUUUUUGUAAUGUGAAAAGUAUCACUAAAAAAAAAAAAACAUUUUUAUUUAACAAACUAAAAAUACUCCUUUAAAUCUCUUGCUUGUCAUUGACUCUUGCGUGUCAAUUUCCCUCAGGUUCUAUUUUCUUAAACCAACCUUUAAAAUUGUCACCUCUGUUAAGGUUGAACUUUGCCAAAAAAAAAAAAAAUUAAAAAGAAGUUACUUUGUAAUUUUUGGGGAAAAAAAAGCACAUACAUUAAAUCUAGGCAAUGUUUUGUAUAUACAGUUAUUUUGGAUAUAUUAUUGUAAGUUGUACAGAUGUAUUUUGAAGAAUAUUUAAGAAAAGCACUUUUGUUAUUCCAUCAAUAAAUGCUCUAUUUUACUCUUGUGUGGUUUAGGAAAUAAUCACAUUUAAAAUAAUCACUUAAAAAACAUCCUAAGACAAUGGAAUUUUAAAGCUCUUGCUUUCUAGUGUUGGAAAACACAUCACUUGAAAUUCAUAUAUUUGUUAAACCUAACUGUGAUUACUCUGCAUUGUCUUUUACUAAUAUGUUUAUAAUUUUCUGUUGGCCACGUCAACAUACUCCAAAUGGGAAAUUUGCAUUAUAGGCAGACACUUUAAACUUUCUUAAAAAGCAGAAGUUCAGCUUCCUGAUUUCCUUGCCUCCUUUCUACCCCUUUUCCUUUCUCACUAGGAUUGUAGGUGUCAUUCAGUUCAGCUGCUAGUGAGGGAGUGGUAAGUUUGAGGUACAUUAUAUACCUUGAAAUGUCUAGCCUGUUUCAGUUUAAUACCAUGCCGUGUUUACAAAAGUCACAACAUUAGGAGUUUGGAGAUCUCUUCUGCACUGUAGUUUCACAUUUACACCCUAAAUUUUAUUUACCAGCUAAAUAGAAAGGUAAUAGAUUUAAGAUGACUCUGCUCAUUUUUUCCUUCUCCAAGUAACAAAAGGAAAACUGACAUUAUUCAUUCUUCACCCUGAAUCCUACAUGACCUUAUGUAUCCUUAUUGAGGUUUCAAUCCUAUGGCCUGACUCAUUCACCAUUCAUAGAUCACUGCUGUGCCUUUUAGUGGUUGGGGGGGGGGGUAACAAGUAGAAGAGAUGGUUAAAAUGUUUAGAUUUGGAAUAAGAGAGGGAAAGCAAACUUAUAAAAUUAUAAUAAAAUCAAACUAUUUUUAUGUUCAUAAUAUUUGAAAAUUACAUGCCCUUAUCUUUUUGUACUGAUUCAGAAACAUUUUAAGAUUUCAAGCCUAUUGCAAAUAAAGUUCUAACUUUUUAUGAAGGAAAGCAUACAUAAAAGUGGGGAACAUUCUCAACAUCUUUAGUCAAGGGGAUUUGAAACACACCCAAUACUGAAGAUAAACCCUGUCAAGAAAAAAACAAACAAACAUUAAGUAUAUUUUCAUAUGCUAUUCUUCAAAACUUUUUUUUAAUCUCUACAAAAUAUUUUCAAGUAAAGGAUGAUAUAAUUCGAUAAAUAGAAUUACUGAAAUAACUGCCAAAUUACACAAAUUACACAAAACCAGAAUGUACUGUCUGAUCUAAAACUAUGUUUCUAGAUUCUGAAAUUAAUCAGAGGCAUUAGAAGUCAUUGUGACAGAAGUUUAUACUUAAGAAUAUCUAGGAAGAAGGUUGAGUCUUUUCUAAUUGUCAGCUUUCCUUAUAAGAAAUUUCUUAUUUUCAUAUAACAUGUCCAUCAAAUGCUGGUAAUGCUUUAGCUGCUUGAUUUUUAGUACAUUUUUCUGAAUGUACUAAAAAGUUGUACUAAAAAGAAUAGAAAAAUUUGGGAGGUAGCAGUCUAUUCUGUCUCCUCUUUCUGUCCUUUAUGUCUCUGCCCUGAUAUUCUUUAUACACUCAUCCUAAAUCCUAUUCACAGUUUUGAAAUACAUCAGUACUAAAACUUAAUAUACUAUCUCUCUCAGGCUGUUUGCAUUAAAAAAAACAACACUUGUGUUUAGUGUUAGUUAAAUUAGUGAAAUAAUUGCUAUAGAAUUAUCAGCAAAAUAUGUCUGGGUGGGGAGGAGGAUUAACUUGUCUUUCAGGCCAUUUAGGUUACUAAAUGACUUUAGUCUGGAUAAAUUAUAUUCUCUGAAAGGUUAAUCUUAAGCUCUUUAGAUAGUUUUUCUUAUUGUUUCCCAAGGUAAUUGGCAUUUGUCCAUUGAUUGAUGCCUUUGUUGCUUUUAGCAGAUUUGCCUGGACACUCAUGUUCAGUCUUUUUGGUAACAUCACCAAAAGAGUAGCUACUUAUCCUUGGGUAGUAUGGGGACCUUCUCCCAAGAAGAGUGUUAAGUAAAUUCAUAAGGACUAUACCUAGACUUGUGGUAGAUUAUGGAUCUGAUUUUGGAUUAACCAUAUAUAUAUUCAUUCUGAUCACUGAAGGCAGUUAGAAAAACAUGUCAUUGAAAUAGAAAUAGUGAUGUGUCCUUUCCUAAUUCAACAAUUUAAUGUUGAGUUCCAAAAAUAACAUCUUUUUCCUUUAACUUUCAUCCACAUUUAUUGGAUCUCAGCUUUUUGGUAGUGAUCUUUUGUUCAAUUUAAUUCUCUCUUGGUUUCUUGAAGAAGCAGAAGUUCCUUUUUUUUUUUUUCUUAACAUUUUUGACCACUAUCUCUUCUAAGAAUCUCUUUGCUGCUUAUUCUAAAUGACAUUUCCAGAAUCACUGUGGGGUUGGGAUGAUCAUGGUGAAAUACUAAGUCGGUGCAUUCGGUUGGUGGACUUGUUUCCCCCAAAUAAUUUCCAAAUUGAAUAUUUUCAAGUAAAUGAUUACCUUCAUCCUUUUGGUCACAAAAAAUGUUUCUUUGGUUUCUAGCACAAGUUAUAUCAGUAUGCAAAUGAUUCUCAGAUAGAAUGAUGUUGACAGUAUUUCCUUAAUAAUUUGUGUAAAGCUAUGCAUAAUUUUCACUUUUGACAUUUUUUUCUCUCCACAAAUAAAAGUAAUGCCUGAUGUUUAGUUAAA
Molecule: messenger RNA, 6286 nt
Organism: Dipodomys ordii (Ord's kangaroo rat)
Lineage: Eukaryota; Metazoa; Chordata; Mammalia; Rodentia; Heteromyidae
Gene: Ints6
Product: integrator complex subunit 6
Exons: 18
Coding region: 516-3173 (885 amino acids)
Biological process (GO): snRNA 3'-end processing
Cellular component (GO): integrator complex
Source: RefSeq, a predicted model, not a curated record